UGAUCAGACUUUGGAUUAGCUGCCCUUGAUUGCAUUGGUUCUAUGUCAAUCUGAGACUACUUGUCUCGCCUUUCCCGCUCCACAUUCGAAUAUGUUCCAAUUGCGAAAAAUUUAACCCUAGGAAUUUUUUUUUCCAUGGGAAGAAAAUUGAAUAACACCGUCCCAAGGCUUGUCAACUAGGACACCAUCCAGAAUUCUCUAAGGAUCUUGGGUCAAAUUAUCCAUCAGAGAAGGGCUGUUUCUCUUAUCUGUCUAUCCAUCUGGAGAUAUUUGGAGCCAACUCUACGGACAGGGAAAAAAAAAAAAAGAAGAAGAGCAGCAGACGACAAUGCAUUCGUUAAAAGUAAGCAGCCCAGAUAGUGAUACGGAACAAUACAGGCUGCCUUCCGCUUGCUCAUGUUCCGGGCUCCGAAUAGGGCACGAGGAUCUAAACAAUACCAGCGGGGAUGAAGACUGCUGCGGCAGCGGUUACAGCCGGGACACUAGCUACAGCCGGGACAUCAGCUACAGCCGCGACACCAGUAUUACCAACAUUAGCAAAACAUCGGACUAUUAUCGAGCUGCGUGUUCAGAAGAGAACGAAUUGUUAAAUGCCACUUCCAUUAAGAUGGCUGAGGCUCCGUUCGGCAGAUCAGAGUCGGAUGAUGACAUCGUAGAGGAUUACGACGACUCUGUCUCCUUCAAGACCCCUUGCUGUAAAGGCAGAACGCCCCUGGAAACCUUACUUCUGAUCCUUCUGGUCCUCUCUUUUUCGGUCAUCAUUGCACUGGCCGUGGGGCUUACCAGACCUCAAAUAGUACCAGUGACGCAGUAUUGUCAGUCCCCAGCCUGUGUGAAGGCCGCUGGCUCUUUAUUAUCGAGCGUGGAUUGGUCAGUUGACCCGUGCGAUGACUUUUACCAGUUCGCCUGCGGACAUUGGCUCAAGACUCACCCCAUCCCGCGGGGAUACAGGCACUGGGACCGGUUCCAGGAAUUGAGUGACCACAACUUGUAUGUUUUGAGUAACCUUAUAGACUCCAGCAGUCAAAGCGAUCCAAGUUUUCAAAAAACUCGUCAGUUUUAUCAAAGUUGUAUGGGAGUCAGGCCAGAGAAGAAGAAAGAAAUACUUGACCAAUUCCAGGCUCUAAUCGAUGAUAAUGGAGGAUGGUCCUACAGUCACAACUCUUCUCUGGACGACUGGACAUUCAUGGUUGGUCUCGAGAGCGUCCAUCGGAUGGGUGCAUGGCCUCUCUUUAAACUGACUGUAGAGGUGGAUGAGAGAGAGCCAACCAAACAGAAUAUUAUCAAGAUUGACAUAGGGGAGACUAUGCUGCCGCCAGAUUUACUUCCCUUUGUGAAUUGGAGUCAAGCCAACACUAGUGGUUUCAACACUUCAAUCCCAUUCAAAGAUGCCGCCCAGCUUCAUGCUGGAUUUAUGGCAGAGACCAUUCACUUAUUCAGUGCUUUUGGGGCUCAGGAGUCAGAAGCCAGAGCUACUGCUGAAAAGAUUUUGGAAGUAGAAAAAAUUUUGACCUCCGCCUCUGUUGGACUUCAUUCGAUACACAACAGAUUCAAAAUGUAUAAUGUUAUGACAGUGGCGCAGUUGGUACAAAACUUUUCAAUGAUUGAAUGGUCUGAGUACUUCACUGCACUUGGUUUCAGCAACAUUGAUGGUGAUACGGAUGUUGUUGUUCUCUAUCCAUCUUACAUGGCCAAAUUAAACAGUUUUUUCCAUGAAUACUAUCACAAUAAAGAAAAGAAGAGUAUCUUACGAGACUAUCUUGCUCUCAGUCUGGUCAGGUCAUUCCGACCUUUCUUUGAUAAGUCAGUGUUUGAAAUGCUAGAAACAGAGGAAGAGGAAAUGGAAGAGCCAUGGAAACGGUGUACAUUUUAUACCAACAAAGCCUUGGGGUUUGCUACAGGUGCUCUCUAUGUUAAGGGAACUGACUCUGAGGGCAGUGUUGAAAAGAUGGAGAAACUUAUUACUUAUGUGAAGAAUGCAUUCAAAGAUUUCUUGUUAAAUAAAUACUGGAUUGACAAAAGAACGCGCACUAAUGCAGAGAAAAAGGUUGAUGCUAUCAUUGAUAAAAUCAGUUACCCAUCCUUCAUAUUGAACACCACUUUUCUCAACAAAUAUUAUGAAAAUUUUCAGGUCAUUCAAAAUGAUUGGUUUUCUAAUCUCCUCUCAUGGAGAAGAUUUUUGUUAGGAAACAUGAACUAUGACCUCCAGGCUAAACCAGACAGACAGUCCAGCUGGUUGCGGCCACCAGUCACAGUCAACGCUUACUACUCUCCCACCAGAAAUGACGUCAUUUUUCCCAUCGCCAUGUUUCAUUUACCAUUUUACAUUCCAGAUGGACCAAGUGCUGUGAAUUUUGGUGCGAUGGGUUCCAUUAUUGGACAUGAAAUAACACAUGCUUUUGACUUUCAAGGUCGACAAUAUGAUGGCCAGGGAAAGCUGACUGACUGGUGGGAGAAACAAACGGCUUCCAAUUUUUUGGAAACAACAACAUGUAUGAAGGAACAAUAUGGCAACAUCAAAGUCCGAGGAGUCAAAAUUGAUGGUGAUUUUACCUUAGAUGAAAACAUUGCUGACAAUGGAGGUCUGAGGGCUGCUAUGUAUGCUUAUCAGUUGUGGAUUGACUCAUUCGGAGAGGAGAAACACAUUGCUGGGGUCAACAUGACCAUGUAUCAAGUGUUUUAUACAAGCUUCGCUCAGAUGUAUUGCAGUAAAUGGACAGAUGCUGGUUUGUUUUAUCAUUUGCUGACAGAUCCUCACAGUCCUGGCUCAGCAAGAGUGAAUGGUGCUCUAUCAAACAGCCAGACAUUUAACUGGGCCUUCCAGUGUGAAAUGGCCAAGCCCAUGAAUCCAAGAACAAAGUGUGAAGUGUGGUGAGCAAAGAUUUUGGCUGCUGACUGAAGGACAAAGUUUCAGAAGGAAUUGAAGACUGCAUGAUUCUCAAGCCUAACAAGUUGAAUUGACUGGAUUAGCCACUUUAUAGUUACCUUUUGCAGCUAAACCAAUUUUUUAAAUCUAAUUUUAUUACAAACUUUAAAAAAAAUCCCAUAAGAUAAAUAUUGAUUUUCCCUUUUUUUUUAAAUUUGAAAUUAAGUUUUAAAUUUUCUGUCAAAAUUUCGUUAGAGAUUUAUACUAUUAAUAAUUAUUUAUAAUAUUGUUAAUCUUAGUUGCUUAUACCUAAAUUUAAGAUGUGUUCAAAUAAUGUCGAUGAAAGCAGAAAAUUAUAACAAUUAUAAAGUUACCAUUAAAGCAGUGGGUCUGAAAGGUUCUUUGCACAGAAGGGAGGCUGAUGUUUGUUGAGACUUGAUGGGAGCUGGUUCCAUACCUGUCAUCAAAGUGUUGCUGCUUGAAACACCAAAUCUUGCCUCGACAAGAAGCUAGUGAAGUAUGUGCUUGAGAGUUGUCUCGGAAUCACUCUCUAGCCAUCCUUUGUUAAACCCGAUACAAUUUUGAAUCCACUGCCUUUUGUCACUUGAAACUUUAGGCCAGCAAAAGCAAACAAGAGCUCCCUCUCACUGGCCUGAUAAAACAAAUAACUAAUUUUUUUCUGUCUGGUAGAGGGUGCCAUUUUCUGUGAUUCUGUCGCUCCAAACAUAAGGGCUAGAGACGAGGCUGAAGACUGAGCAAACUGGGAACCACUGUCUUUUUCCUUUUCUAUACCAGGCUAACCUUGCAGGACUCGACAUUUUGAAACAGACCCGUGAAUAACGACACCUUGAUUGUUGACAUGGUCAACCCUCCACAGUGCGAUGGGAAUACUCUCGCGCUCCUUAGGCACUCCCAUGGGAGUCUUGUUUCGCUAACUGUUUGGCCUAAUCAUUUUCUCUUGCAUCUGUUUCCACCCUGGGGCCUCUAAGAUGCAGGGGUAGCACACCUGGAUUAGUCAUAACCAAAACAGAUUUUAAAAUCUACAGCAAAUUAAGUUGCUUCUGCAUAUGAAUAUGGUCAAAUAGAGGUACCUGCAGAGGUGACCGAUACAGGUGUCAUAUCAUUAUAGUUAUUUCUCUAUUUAGAACUGAAAAAGUAAGAGCUUAUCAGAUUUUGUAAAAGUUAUUUACACAUUUAUAUUAUUUUUUUCAAACUUACCAAAUGUGAACCUUUUGUUCUUCCUUUUCUUAUAUUGAACUGUGCACAUGCUGCUAUGGCAACACGACAACUAUCAUGUGAUAUCUCAUGUGAUAUAAUAUUGGCUGUGUUUUUUUGUCUGACAAUUUAUCCAGAAGAAUAUGGUGAAUUUUAUUUUGAGGAAAAUAUUUAUUAUGCUAAAGUUGUUUUACUUUAGGUAUUAGAGUGAAAUAAAAAGAUUUAUAAAAUGCACAUUUGCCAAAACAAACUUUUUAUAAAGUUUAAAUUUUAUUUUUUGUGUGAAAUAAACUCAACUUGUCUACUUAGUUCUAAUUAAUAUGAAUUUAUAAAUAAAUAAUUGGCAUGAAUAAGGAGGUUUCAUGUUUAUUUACUGAUAAAUUUAAAGAUGUCAUAUAAUUUUUGUCAAGAAAACCAUGUAUUUUUGUCCAUAUAACUCGAGCAGCUUCAAUAACCAGUUUCAAUAAUGUUGUAAAGGAGAGUACAUUGCCCUUGGAACUGCCUUUUUCAUCGAUUCAUGUUUAAUUCAUUUAUUUUUUGUUUGUUUGUUUCGUUCAUCUCCACCAAUCAGCGACAGUUUUCGUGAGCCUUUAAAAUGGUUAGAAAACGAGCUGUUAUGUCUUACUUCAAGUGCCUCAAGAGUUAUUCCUCUUUUAAUUCUAAUAUUGCACUCCUGUGUAAAUGUUCAUCAUACAAAAUGUGUUGUAUUUUCUUUUAUUUCAUUUUUAAAUAUAUUCAUUUAGCCCCUCACCUUUUUUUUUUUUUUUUAAAAAUCAAAA
Messenger RNA from Biomphalaria glabrata, 4860 nucleotides. RefSeq names its product endothelin-converting enzyme homolog. Gene Ontology annotation, cellular component: plasma membrane. The transcript is spliced from 22 exons. The record is from RefSeq and is a predicted model, not a curated record. The coding region runs from base 329 to 2875 and encodes 848 amino acids. Gene Ontology annotation, biological process: protein processing. Lineage: Eukaryota; Metazoa; Mollusca; Gastropoda; Planorbidae. Gene Ontology annotation, molecular function: metalloendopeptidase activity.